AUGUUCUUACCAGAUUCCGAUCGACCAAUCUUGCAGGCACUAGAGAAGAUCGAGUUCGCAAGCGUGCCGCUGGACGAAACUACUGCAGUCGUGGAGGCCAUAGCGGCUCCGCAGUUAGCGUCCAUGUCGUUCACCCGUCCCCUCUUGCGCACGUUCAUCAUCACGUUCCAAGGCCCCCGCAGUCACGCGCGCGACCACCGCGACCACCAGUCCCGCAACUCGGGACGCUCACGGUGGUGUGGCGCGGCCGCCUCGACGUUCGUCCAGGUGAAUCAGCACCUCUGCCGCAUCUUGCCAGACGUGAUUUCAGACGGGUUGGAGUUCGUCGACAUCGGUGGCAGAUACGAGGAUCUGACGCCGGGGAUGCGUAUGCGUCAUCCACCUCGCAAGCCCGGCGGAGAUUGA
Molecule: messenger RNA, 405 nt
Organism: Sparassis crispa
Lineage: Eukaryota; Fungi; Basidiomycota; Agaricomycetes; Polyporales; Sparassidaceae
Exons: 1
Coding region: 1-405 (134 amino acids)
Source: RefSeq, a predicted model, not a curated record